Ogataea polymorpha is the source of this 847-nucleotide messenger RNA. Its product is annotated as 40S ribosomal protein S3aE. Gene Ontology annotation, biological process: translation. The transcript has a single exon. The record is from RefSeq and is a predicted model, not a curated record. Gene Ontology annotation, cellular component: ribosome; cytosol. Gene Ontology annotation, molecular function: structural constituent of ribosome. Lineage: Eukaryota; Fungi; Ascomycota; Pichiomycetes; Pichiales; Pichiaceae. Bases 25 to 795 code for a protein of 256 amino acids.
UUUGAAAAACUCUCUUUACGCAACAUGGCUAUUGGAAAGAACAAGAGACUGUCCAAGGGAAAGAAAGGUAUCAAGAAGAGGGUUGUCGACCCAUUCACCAAGAAGGAGUGGUACGACAUCAAGGCCCCAACCACCUUCGAAAACAGAAACGUCGGCAAGACUUUGAUCAACAAGAGUACCGGUUUGAAGAACGCUGCUGACGGUCUCAAGGGCAGAGUUGUUGAGGUUUGUCUUGCUGACCUGCAAGGUUCCGAAGACCACUCGUACAAGAAGAUCAAGCUGAGAGUUGACGAGGUCCAAGGUAAGAACCUGCUCACCAACUUCCACGGCAUGGACUUCACCACCGACAAGCUGAGAUCCCUUGUUAGAAAAUGGCAAUCCCUUGUGGAGGCCAGCGUCACUGUCAAGACCUCCGAUGACUAUGUUUUGAGAGUUUUCUGCAUUGCUUUCACCAAGAGACAAGCCAACCAAAUCAAGAAGACCACCUACGCUCAGUCCUCCAAGUUGAGAGAAGUGAGAAAGAAGAUGAUGGAGAUCAUGACCAGAGAGGUCUCUAACUCCACCUUGGCUCAGUUGACCGGCAAGCUGAUCCCAGAGGCUAUCGGCAGAGAGAUUGAGAAGAGCACCCAAUCCAUCUUCCCAUUGCAGAACGUUCACAUCAGAAAGGUCAAGCUGCUCAAGCAGCCAAAGUUUGACCUCGGUAACUUGCUUGCUUUGCACGGCGAGGGUUCUGUUGAGGAGAAGGGCAAGAAGGUUGCUGGAGGUUUCAAAGAUGUUGUUUUGGAGACCGUUUGAGCGACCACCGGGCGUAGCCAGGUAUAUGAUAAAUAAUUGAAGUUCAAUUAAG